CGCUCCUGCGCGCAUGCGCACUCACUCUGCUUCUGUCAAACAUGGCUGUGCUUUGGAAGAAGGAAAAAUGCUGAAUUGUGUUGGUAUAUUCCGGGAAAAUCAGCAGGCAUGGCGAGAUUGGCUGACUAUUUCAUUGUGGUUGGAUACGACCAUGAAAAAGCCGGUUCAGGUGAGGGAUGUGGGAAGAUCAUCCAGCGAUACCCCAAAAAGGACUGGGAGGGCACCGCGUUCCCUCAGGGUGUUGAAAUGUUCUGCCAGCCGAGCGGGUGGAGGCUGUCCAGGGAGAGGAAGAUACCCAGCUUCUUCACAGUUGUAUUGACGGACAUCGAUUCAGACCGACACUACUGCUCAUGCCUUACCUUUUAUGAGGCUGAAGUCAAUCUCCAGGGCUCAAAGAGUAUUGAAGCAGAGGGAGAUGAAGAUGAAGAGGUGGAAGAAGAUGGUUUGAUACAGCCGGCCGAAGUCUUUGCACCAAAAAGUCUUAUCCUUGUAUCCAGGCUAGAUUAUCCAGAAAUAUUUCGGGGAUGUCUGGGUUUGAUUUAUACUGUGUACAUCGACAGCUUGAAUUUCCCUUUGGAGGGGCUAGUGGCCAACCUCUUCACAUUCCAGGUCCCCAUAGCUGGAGGAUCACAGAAGUUGUUCAGCCUCGGAGCGGGAGACCGGCAGCUCAUCCAGACGCCUCUCAAUGACACAUUACCUGUUACAGGCAAAAGUGUUGCCAUGCUUUUCCAGCAGCUGGGAAUCCACAAUGUCUUAAGCCUGUUCUGUGCUGUUCUGACCGAGCACAAAGUUUUGUUUCACUCCACUAGUUACCAGCGUCUUGGAGAAGCAUGCCGUGCCCUGGAAGCCCUCAUGUUUCCUCUUAAAUACAGCUAUCCUUACAUCCCCAUCCUGCCCUCUCGGCUGCUCGAAGUGUUGAGCUCACCUACUCCUUUUAUCAUCGGUGUCCACUCCAUGUUUCAAACGGAGAUCCAGGAUCUGUUGGAUGUCAUUAUCGCUGACCUCGAUGGAGGGACAAUAAAGAUUCCUGAGUGUAUCCACUUGUCUCUGCUCCCUGAACCUCUGUUACACCAGACGCAGACGGCACUCUCCCUGGUUUUGCACCCUGAUUUGGAGAUAGCAGACAAUGCAUUUCCUCCAUCCCGCACUACACCUUCUAACAUCAAACUGUUGGACAAGGAGGUACGGGCAGUCUUUCUCAGGCUGUUCGCGCAGCUCUUCCAGGGCUACAGGUCCUGCCUACAGCUCAUCCGCAUCCACUCUGAACCCGUUAUUCACUUUCACAAGACUGCCUUCCUGGGCCAGCGGGGCCUCAUCGAGAGCGAUUUUCUGGCCAAGGUUUUGGAUGGCAUGGCCUUCGCUGGCUUUGUCUCAGAGAGAGGUCCGCCUUACAGAGUCUGUGAUCUCUUUGAUGAGCUGGUGGCCUUAGACAUUGAAAACUUUAAGGAAGAAGGGAUCAGUCCUGCCAAGCUGCAGAAACGAAUCAGGGAAUUAUCUGAGCAGUUCUAUAAAAAUGAAAACCCAAAUCCACACAUGGCUUUUCAGAAAGUGCCUCGGCCGUCAGAGGGCUCUCACCUGCGGGUACAUCAGGUGCCCUUCCCGCUGUUGGAUGAUGAAAAGAUAGAGAUGCUUCUUCAGGAAGGUGUGGCCAAGCACAGCAGUGCACCUGUCUUUACGCGACCAGAGAAGAAAUGUGUCGUGCCCGCAGGACCGCCCGUUGUGUCCUUCAUGGGCAAGUGUGGCUCAGUGUUUAACAGCGCACGCAGGCUGGAGGUGGUGAGGAACUGCAUUUCCUUCAUCUUUGAGUACAAGACCCUGGAGACAGAGAAGACCCUACCUGCUGCAUUGCGGGCCCUCAAAGGGAAAAUGGCUCGACAGUGUCUGACUGAAGAGUUGAGCCUUCACGUCCAGCAGAACCGUGCAAUCCUCGACCAUCAACAAUUUGAUUAUAUCAUUCGAAUGAUAAACUGCGCUCUCCAGGACUGCUCCACGUCAGAAGAGUAUACAGUGGCUGCUGCCCUGCUACCCCUGUCAACUGCAUUUUAUAGGAAACUGGCCCCUGGGGUGAACCAGUUUGCCUACACUUGCAUACAAGACCAUCCUAUUUGGACUAACCAGCAGUUCUGGGAAGCCACUUUUUACAGUGAAGUUCAGAGCCAAAUCCGAGCUUUGUAUCUAAAUACAUUGGAGAAGGGUAGCGUCAUUGCAAAGCUUAAGGAGGCUGUACCUACUUCUACUGUGGUAAAAGACGAAGAGGAUCAGACUGCCAUGGAUUUGGCAGCGGAGCAGCUCAGGUGUUGGCCCAACCUGAGUAAAGAGAAGCAGCAUGAACUGGUGAAAAAUGAAGAGAGCACUGUGUUCAGCCAGGCCAUCCACUACGCCAGCCUCAUGGUCUACCUGCUGGUCCCUCUGGACACCAGCAAGAACAAACUACUGCGCAACCCCCCAGCAGCAGACUGGGAGAGUGGGAGCAACAGCAUCGUCACAAACAGCAUCGCUGGCAGCGUGGCAGAGAGUUUUGACACUGAAAGUGGUUUUGAAGACUCUGAGAACAGCGACGUGGCUAACUCUGUGGUCAGGUUCAUCGCUCGUUUCAUCGAUAAGGUGUGCACUGAGAGUGGGGUGACGCAAGACCACAUAAAGAGCUUGCACAGUAUGAUCCCAGGCAUUGUAGCUAUGCAGAUGGAGGCUCUCGAAGCAGUUCAUAGAGAGAGCAGAAGACUACCCCCCAUACAGAAGCCUAAGAUUCUGCGUCCUGCUUUGCUUCCUGGGGAGGAGAUGGUGUCCGAGGGGCUGCGGGUGCUCCUGGAUCCAGACGGUAGGGAGGAGGCCACGGGAGGCCUGCUGGGGGGUCCUCACAUUCUGCCAGCAGAGGGUGCUCUCUUCCUCACCACGUAUCGCAUCAUCUUCAAAGGCAUUCCUCAUGACCCACUUGUUGGAGAGCAGGCAGUGAUCAGAGCUUUCCCAGUGUCCACAAUGACCAAAGAAAAGAAGAUAAGCAUUCAAAAUCAACUGCAACAAAAUAUGCAAGAGGGUCUACAGCUCCGCUCUGCAUCCUUCCAGUUGAUAAAAGUUGCGUUUGAUGAAGAGGUGACCUCGGAGAUGGUGGAGCUCUUCAGGAAGCACCUUCAGAGGAUCCGAUACCCUCAGUCCAUUUUUACCUCAUUUGCUUUUGCUGCUGGACAGACAGUGCCACAGAUAAUCCUUCCCAAACAAAAAGAGAGGAACACUGGCUUUCGAACGCUAUCCAAGACUAUUGUUAAAGGUGCCAAAAGAGCUGGGAAGAUUACUAUGGGCCGAGGCAGCCAGUCAACUCUGAAGAAAAAUGAUCGAAGUAGCAGAAUGACCUGGAAUGAAGAUGAUGACAUUUCAAUAUCUGACGAUGGAGAACCACCUCCUAGUAGCACUUUGCGAUCAUCAGAAAAGUCGACGAUGGAGCAGCUGGUGGAGCAGUCCUGUUUCCGUGACUACCAGCGACUCGGGUUAGGCACCAUCACUGCCAGCUCGUCCCGCUCCAAAUCAGGAGAGCAGUUCAGGAUAACAGCUGCAAACAGACUCUACUCUUUAUGUCGAAGUUACCCAGGGUUGUUGGUGGUUCCCCAGGCUGUACAGGACAGCAGUUUACACAAAGUGGCACGCUGUUACAGACACAAUCGUCUCCCAGUGGUGUGUUGGAAACACCCACGCACCAAAGCUGUCCUCCUUCGAUCAGGAGGCUUCCAUGGCAAAAGUGUUGUAGGACUAUUCAAAUCACAAAACCCUUCUUCAACUCCAAACUCAUCCUCGGAGUCAUCCAGUAGCCUAGAACAAGAAAAGUAUCUCCAAGCAAUCCUCGACUCCAUCCCAGUCUACUUCAAGAUGAAUGGCAAUAACACGCUAUCUAACCGCUCACUUGUUGGACUUUCUCCAGCCACUGAAAGGAGGACGUCCAGGUUACCAAAGAUGACCCCUGUCCAUUUGGAUAUUCCGUUCACAAACAGCUUUACAAGAGGAGUCCUUGAAUACAGAGAUAAGCUUUUCACUCACUCACACCAAAAACAUUCAAGUAAAGAGCGGGUCCACAGUCAAGGUAUGUGGGCCAGUCUCCGCAGCAGCACCAGGCUGAGCCAGCACCACACUGGAGCUGAGGUCGGGCCCAGGCUGGCAGGGAAAGAUCUGGCACCCCCUGCAGGCAGCAGCAGCCUCCAGGCUCAGCUCCUCAAACAUCAGGCUGCGCUCUACAUAUUUGGAGAAAAAUCCCAUUUAAAGGGUUUGAGAGUUGACGCGUCUCUGAACUGUGAGCUGGUGCCAGUGGACUUUGCCGACACGCGACAGGUCAAAGGGAGUUUCAAAAAGCUCCUCAGGGCCUGUGCCCCCAGUGCCACGUCCACAGACCCCCAGGACUCCUUUUUCAAAGCGCUGGAGGAUUCAGAGUGGAUCCUACAGCUUCACAAGAUUCUCCAGCUGGCUCUGUUUCUGGUGGAGCAUCUAGACAGCGGCUCAUCUGCUCUGCUGAGUUUAGAGGAAGGCUGGGACAUCACCACUCAAGUGGUGUCCUUGGUGCAGCUGUUGAGUGAUCCGUUUUACCGCACUCUGGAGGGUUUUCAGGUGUUGCUGCAGAAAGAGUGGCUGUCUUUUGGUCAUAAGUUCUGCCAAAGGAGCAACCUUAACCCCAGCAGCCAGGGGAGUGGCUUCACACCUAUCUUCCUCCAGUUUCUGGACUGUGCGCACCAGAUUCUGGAACAACAUCCUGUGGAGUUCGAGUUUAAUCAGUAUUAUCUGAAGUUCUUGGCUUAUCAUCACAUCUCAAACCGCUUCAAGAACUUCCUGUUGGAUUCAGAUUACGAACGUUUUGAACAUGGUUUGUUGUUUGAAGACAAGGGUGACAAACAGGCUCGCAGAGGUAUUUGUAUCUGGGAUUGCAUCAACAGAAUGCACAAAAGGAGCCCAAUCUUCUUCAACUACCUUUAUAAUCCUUCAGAGAGUGAUAUAAUCCUGAAGCCUUCCAUCGGCAUCCCCAGUUUGAAAAAGUGGGACUACUUCACAGAUGAGACCCUGUCCACUGGUCCAUGUUACGACUGGAGGACGAUGGCAGUGAGGUCAGAGAGCUCAGAGGAAAUGGACUCGCUCUCAAACAGCCAAAGGAGGAUUGUUUGGCCGUGUUAUAGCAGCGUGAGCCAAGCGCAGCCAGACGCAAUCACCAAACUACUGUUGGAUAUUGAAAAACUGGAGUCAGAACUUCACCAAAACUCUGAGAGGUGGCAGACUACACUGGAUAAAGUCAGACUCAGCAUUCAAGAAGACCUCAAGCAAGAAGGAAAUCUCUCUAAACAGGCCGUGUCGAUCUCAGGGCUCAUUCCCACGUCGAGCCUCCAGGCCAUUCAGCGGCGCUCUAUGCUGCACCUGCCAGAGAGCGGACUGAGUGAGGACCGCAGCACCUCCACAGCCAACGGAAUCAACAGACGGGCUGCAACCCUGUACAACCAGUUCACCCCCAAGAGCGAAGAGAACAGGUCUUAUGAGGGGAUCCUGUACAAACGUGGAGCACUUUUGAAAAGCUGGAAGCCUCGCUGGUUUGUGUUGGACAUUACCAAGCACCAGCUGAGAUACUACGACACUGGGGAGGACACUAACUGCAGAGGUCACAUUGACUUGGCUGAAGUGGAGUCAGUUGUGAUCACUGCACCAACGAUUGGAGCUCCUAAACACAUCAGUGAAAAGGCUUUCUUUGACCUGAAAACCUGCAAAAGAGUCUACAACUUCUGUGCCUCAGACGCUCCCAGUGCCCAAGUGUGGAUGGACAAGAUCCAGAGCUGCAUUUCAGACGCGUGAGACACAGUGGAACCAUAACACUGCCAGACGGGAGACGGGUUAAAGUGAGGAAGAUAUUCUAACCAUUCUAACGUCUGUCUUCUUUGGGACCACACUGACAACAAUGAACAAAGUGCCUGGUAGUGUUCACUUACACUAUAACAUUUUCAGACUUGUUUCUUGCUAAUGUCACUACUCCAUUGGUCAGCAUCAUAUGAGUAGGUUGGCAUGUUACCUCCAGGCCUUAGACAAGAACAAAGUAAAGAUAAGCUGACCUUUUAGGAGACUGCACUAUCAAAUACCCUGCUAAAUGCUGUAAAUAUAUCCAAGCAAUAUCACUGGCCAUUCAAACUGUGGGUAAAAUAUUAGAUUUAAAGUUACACAAAUAGCCUAUUAAAUAAUUUCUAUCAGAUAUUUUUACUACAACUAAGUGUCGCUGCUUAAAAAAAAAACUAUGAACCGCCAAAAACUCAUGAGAUUUUAAUGCACAAUAUGAAAAAGGAAUUUGUUUGCACUUGUCUUGAAAGUAUGCACUCCUCAGAGAUUUUUAACAGAUGCAGAAAAUAGGCUCUAGGCAUCACUUUACAAUGUACAUAAAACAGCAUAGAAUACAUGAGAAGUUUUGCACAGCGCAUUCAAAAGAGUUACCUGAUAUUUUCUAUUUAAAUACUGUAUGUGAUGUUUCCUUUGGUUGAAUGUGUUUUGUUGUCGGAUUAACAUGUCUGUCUUAUGUAAUGUAAAUUAUUUUUUAUAUUAAAUGUCAACAGUUUUAUUGUCCGUGCCUGUUUCCUGUACAUACGUGUGACAUUUCAUUUUAUAUACUGUAUUUACUAAGCUUUUCUAACUGUAACUUUAAUGUGACCAAUUAGUCUUUUUAAAUGUGUUGUUGGCGGUGCAAAUACCUGGAUGGCCUGAUUCAUAUUUAAUUACAUUACAAAAUACAAACAUGCUCUGUAUUUAAUAAGGGCUUUAAUACAGCUUAUUUGACCGAGCGGUUUCCCGUCCCCCGCAUUUACAAGUCCGAGAACUCUUUGAAGAAGCACACUAAACACUACUUAAGAUGUCAGAGGUUUUGUUACUGUAUCUAUACCGUGUGUUGUGGUGACACUAAUUUUUGAAAAUAAAUCAGACAUACUUGAAACCA
Messenger RNA from Periophthalmus magnuspinnatus, 6934 nucleotides. RefSeq names its product SET binding factor 2 (gene sbf2). Lineage: Eukaryota; Metazoa; Chordata; Actinopteri; Gobiiformes; Gobiidae. The coding region runs from base 109 to 5811 and encodes 1900 amino acids. The transcript is spliced from 42 exons. The record is from RefSeq and is a predicted model, not a curated record.